GGAAUUGCCGACUGUUUUUUAACACGUGUCAGUGUGACGGUUCACUGGCAGAGCUCCACACCACUCUAUUUCAUCAACGUGUCCUUGGAAGAGAGCAGCAGCCUACGCGCAGCUCCUUUCGCUAUUUUAGGCUCAAUUUCUUCAGGAAAAUACUUGCGCUUCUAUUCGAUACAAUAUGGUUUAGAACGUCACGUCAUCGACGCAGUGGCAGUGUACACUAGGAAGUAUCUACUGGUAUCUAUCUACGUUCAACAUACCCUGCCUGCCAUCCAUCCAAUUUCGUCCGCGCGUUCAGUGUAGGAAAACUGGAUUGCUCAGAUAUUUAAUGCUGUGAACCUCUUUUAUUGUAAUCAGUCUCAAAACGAUACACUCACACAUACGCCACAGAUAUGUUAGCAUCAAGACUAGUCUUGAGGUCAGCCGUGUCCCUGUCAAGCAGGACGUUCUGCAUCAGUUCAUCAUGUAAUCAAGGAAAGGCCCCUGACGUGAAUGAGGGAAAUAGAGAUUGGCUUGUGUCUAAUGUCAGAAACAGGCUUAGGGAAAUUGUGGGAGCAUCCACCAACUGGAGUGACCAUCAGCAAGCGAUGGAGGAGCGGACCUCGCUGAGCUCCCUGCUGGCGAAGAGUCAGGAUGAUCUGCCGGUUAAAACCGCCAAGGACAGUUACACUGAAGCCUACCUCCCUCUUGGCUCUGACCCCACCAUCCGCGAGAAAUACCUCAAUUACCACAACAGCGUCAGGUUUGGUCGGAUCCUGGAAGAUCUGGACAGUUUAGCAGUGCUUAUCUGCUACUCUCACACAUGGAACAAGGAACUGCAGCGGUCACCACUGUCCAUCGUCACCGCCCUGGUGGACAAGAUUGAUAUGAGGAAAAAUAUCAUCUACCCUGACUGCGAUAUCAAGUUUACCGGCAAUGUCACAUGGGUGGGGAAAACCUCUAUAGAGGCCAAGAUGCACAUGUCCCAGUUCCACGAAGGAGCUUACAGCCCAGUGCUAGACGCCACAUUUGUCAUGGUCGCCCGAGAUCCGGAAAAUAAAAGGGCAGCUUUUGUGAAUCCACUAAAAGCAGAGGGGCCGAAAGAAGAGGAAGAUUUUCGAAAUGGAGAAUUAAACAAGAAUCGACGGAAGGAGCUGAGUAAAGCAUCUCUCCUGAAGGUGGCGCCCACCGCAGAUGAGAGAACUCUCAUACACAGCUUGUUCCUGAACACACUGGAUACUCAGACUGUUAGCUUCAGGAGUCGAAAGCUGCCACCGAACUCAUUGUGGAUGGAGGAUGCCAAGAUGAAGGGUCUGGAGAUCUGCCAUCCUCAGGAGAGGAACAUAUUCAACCGCAUAUUCGGUGGCUUCUUGAUGAGGAAAGCCUAUGAGCUGGGCUGGGCCAACGCCUGUGCGUUUGGGGGCUGUCGACCCACCCUGGUUGCAGUGGACGAUAUUCUGUUCCAGAAGCCAGUUGAGAUUGGCUCACUGCUGAUGCUCUCCUCCCAGGUGUGUUACACACAAGACCGGUACAUCCAGCUCAGAGUGCACACAGAGGUGCUUGACCCCUUGACUGGGCAACACAACACUACCAACGUGUUCCACUUCACCUUCAGAGUGGACAAGGAAGUACCUGCCGUAGUGCCCCGAAGCUAUGGAGAGUCCAUGCUGUACCUGGACGGCAAGAGGCACUUUGAUGAGACGAUGAGGAGUCAGGCCUAAAUCAGACGACGAGGGGUCAGGCCUAAAUCAGACGACGAGGGGUCAGGUCUAAAUCAGACGACGAGGGGUCAGGCCUAAAUCAGACGACGAGGGGUCAGGCCUAAAUCCGACGAUCACAGGUCAGGCCUAAAUGCAAGGAGGAAUCCCUUGUCAAUGCCUUACACGUUUUCGAUACUUCCACCUGCCAAAACUGUAUAAGCACUAGUGGCUUUGGUUUUUGUGUGUGAAUGUGUGUGUGACUGAUUGAGAAUGAAAUAAUGAGAGAGAAUAUAUAUGCAUGCAGUUAUUGUAUCAUUACAGAUUUUAUAUUUACAAAGUUGUAUGUGUAUACUAAAGACACAUGGGGUGUACUCAAAGGGAGUGUGAGAUUUUAUUAUGGUGAAGAUCAAAAAGACUGACUUUGACUUUAUGCAUAUUACACAGACAUUUUCGGCUCUGUCUUUGUAUUCUGUUUCCUGUUUGUAACGGUCUGUUACAAUGUAGCUGCUUUUCCACAAUUUUAUCAUAUUGCUUUGGGCAUUGCUAUCUAAAAUGUAAUGUCUCUGUUGAAGUGUGUCCUGAACAGUUACCUUGUUCUUAGAUGUGCACUUACAAACUACCUUCACCCUUCACGCGUACUCUUUUUUUUUUUUACCAAAGAGAUUAUCAGAUUGACUGACAUUAGCAGCUGCAAUCUGUGGUAGUUCCAGAAUCACAGUGUUCUAAAUGAUGUAUGAAAAAGGUUCUGCCUAUUUCUUUUGUCCUUUUUGCACUACAUAUGUUAUACAACUGUAAAAGUAACACUUCUUUGUCAUCCUUGCCUUAAAAUGGAAGCGGAACGCACAAGUUGUCAUUAUUUUGUGUUUUACUUUGUUUUUACUUUUCUACCGUUACAUUUGUUCUUCAUUCUCAUUGACUGUGUAAUGUGUUUGUAAGUCAGAAAAUAAACACCAUUGGCUGUACCCUUU
Messenger RNA from Alosa sapidissima (American shad), 2644 nucleotides. It is a transcript of the gene acot9.1, whose product is annotated as acyl-CoA thioesterase 9, tandem duplicate 1. Gene Ontology annotation, molecular function: fatty acyl-CoA hydrolase activity. Gene Ontology annotation, cellular component: mitochondrion. The transcript is spliced from 16 exons. Lineage: Eukaryota; Metazoa; Chordata; Actinopteri; Clupeiformes; Clupeidae. Gene Ontology annotation, biological process: acyl-CoA metabolic process. The coding region runs from base 390 to 1697 and encodes 435 amino acids. The record is from RefSeq and is a predicted model, not a curated record.